Ziziphus jujuba (common jujube) is the source of this 1292-nucleotide messenger RNA. RefSeq names its product auxin-responsive protein SAUR36. The coding region runs from base 457 to 963 and encodes 168 amino acids. The record is from RefSeq and is a predicted model, not a curated record. Gene Ontology annotation, biological process: response to auxin. The transcript has a single exon. NCBI's taxonomy places the organism in Eukaryota, Viridiplantae, Streptophyta, Magnoliopsida, Rosales, Rhamnaceae.
AAAAAAUGAGCUUUCAGUUUUAUAAGCUCUGCAAAAAGUCUUGCCCUCACUUCCUUCCGUUUUACCUGUCUGACCUCAUCGUUUUCUUUCUGCAUAUUCAAUCUAUACCGCGUGCGUGUACCCCAUUUUCUUUUUCCCACUUGUCUCUCUCAUCAACACGUGCUUUUGACAAUCUCAAGCUCUUAUAAAAUGGUCCUCUGAAUUCUUCCCAAACGAACCAAAUUCUCAUUCUCUAAUCCAAGAAUCUCAUCGCCACCACCACCCGUUAUCAUCAUCAUCGUCUGCUACAAAACCAGUAAUACUAAAAAAGCUCAAAAACCCUUAUGUCUCGGAAUUGCAGAGAAAAUCCCAAAAUAUAACAUUGAGUCUGUCAAAGACUUGUAUUAACCAAAAGAAAAAACAAAAACCCAUUUCAGGUAAAUCCUUUUCUUCUUCUUCUUGUAGACCGAAUUAAGCAUGAGAAAAGCCAGGGGUUUCAAAUUGGGAUGCAAGCUCGUGAAGAUCUACAAAUGGGUAAUCCGACACAGAAGGAAACCGACCCGGACCAGGUAUCAAUGCUUAGAUCCUCCGGCUAGAGAAAGCAACCCAAUGUCCAAAUUCCUCACUUUGGCUCGGUAUCUCCGACGAGGAGCCAAGGAGCUCUGUUUUCCGAAAUCGGGUUACAUCCGGGUUGGUCAUGAUCCGGUUGAGACCAAACCGGUUGGGAUACCGAAGGGUCAUUUGGCUGUGUACGUUGGCGAAUCACAGGAUGAGACGCAGAGAUAUUUGGUUCCUGUCAUCUACUUCAACCAUCCGUUGUUUGGGGAGCUGUUGAAAGAGGCUGAGAAGGUAUACGGGUUCAAUCAUCCGGGUCGGAUCAUAAUACCAUGUGGAAUUUCAGAGUUUGAGAAAGUGCAGACGAGAAUUGCUGCAGGGAAAAACUUCAAACGGUGUCAUGGAAAGCGCAGAGAGAAUGAUUAUUGAUUAUUGACCCAGUUUGGUUAAUUUUCCAAACUUUAUGAAUAUGAUUUAAAUUUUUACCUUUUUUUUUUUUUUUUUUUUUUUUUGGCCUUUUCUCCACCACCCUCAAGUUUCUUGUUUUCCACUGAAUUAGGGGAGUGGUUUAGCUUGUACUGUGUACACAAAAAUUCUAGCAAUCACAGUUGCAGCAAUACCCAUAUAACAUAUUGUUUUGUAUAACAAUGAUGGAAAGUCAAUAUAUAACCCAGCGACCAAAAAAACAAAAAAAAGGAAAGUCAUUUUAUUCAUUUAUUAUUAUUGUUAUUUAUGGAUAUUAGAUGUUUGAAUUGGAA